GAGUGUUUGUUAGUGAGAUUUUUGUAGGGCUAGGGUUUGAGUUUACUUAGGCGCGUUUAAUUUGACAGCACACUCACGAACACGUGUAAUUGCAAUUAUAUAUGAAAUUUUAAAUGGCGCUAGUGAACUUGGAUUCUUCAUCAUCAUCAAUUAUAAAGUUAUUGAGUUUGUGCUUUCAGCAACAAGAAGUGCUCUCCUCUGCCUCAACCAUGGCUUAGUUUCAUCCCCGCCUUUUAUUGGUGGCGUGGCAGUCUUGGGAUGGAAUUUUAUAAUAUUCCUGAACAUGGACACGCAGAUGCUUCUCUGAUUCACAGUACCGAGUCAAACCCUGUUCUAACAAGUCCACUUACAGAGCAAUUUGAAGAACUGUAUAAUAACAGAGUCUCAGAGUCUGCAGUUCCGCAGGGCUUGUAUCAUCCCACUGCCGACAAUUUUGGGUAUAUAAGUGCAGGGAUGGAAUCACCCAGCAACUGGAAUGAUCACCAAGUAUUUUUUGGUUUGGAUGGUCAAGAAAUUCAGUAUGCAGGUGCCCAAACUGAAAAUUUUCCUUUUUUAUUAUAUACACCUAGCUACGGGUAUACACAGACUCCUUUCAACCCAUAUAAUCCUUACAUUCCUGGUGCUAUGAUAGGCACCGAUGGGUCAUAUAUAGGGUCACACCAAUACUACACAGUUCCCUCCUACGAAAACCCACUAUCCUCCACUGGUUAUUACCCCAUGGUUGUCCAGUCAGGACCAGAUGUAUAUCCAAAUAGUAAUCCUGAAGGACCUGAACCGUUCAUGGAUGCAGCAGCAUUUAUUGCCAAUAGGACAGAUGUCCCUGGUCCCAAGCAUAACCUGUCUUCAGCCUCUGCUGCCGUUAAGAUGAAUCCUUUGAGGAUUACUCCUGACAAAACGAAUUCAUUCACUAGGACAUCUGGUGAGUCAAGGAUUAAUAUUGGACCUAGCAAGCAACCUCUUUCUCAUGGUAAUGUUUCGUCAAAUGGUUAUUACAAUGCAGCAGCCAUGUCAAAUGUUUUUCAGGGUAGGGGCACUAAAAUUGUUGAUAACCUUUCUCAAGGAAAGGUGUGGUCUAAUCGUAACCAAUUUAAAGUUGCACAACCUGGUAGUGGCUUGUCUAGUUUUAGUUCAAGCACUCAGCAGAGGGCCAUGAUAGAUAAGGUUCAGACGAAAGUCACUGGUGGUAGCGUAAGUCCUGAUGUAUCUUCCGAACAGGAUAGAGGCCCUAGAACUAGUAAACUAACAAAUCAAUUGGCUGCAAAAGCCUAUUCAAGCAUGGCCAGAGAAGGCGAUGCUCAAGGAAGUGUAAUAAUUGAUACUGAUCAGUAUAAUAAGGAUGAUUUUCCUCUUAAUUAUGUGAAUGCGAAGUUUUUUGUUAUAAAAUCAUACAGUGAGGAUGAUGUGCACAAGAGUAUCAAGUACAGUGUGUGGUCAUCGACGCCUAAUGGAAACAAGAAGCUGUAUAUUGCCCAUGAUGAUGCUCGGAGAAUAGCUGGAGAGGAACCUAGAGGCUGUCCUAUUUUCCUCUUCUUCUCUGUAAAUGCUAGUGGUCAGUUUUGCGGAGUUGCUGAAAUGACUGGAGCAGUUGAUUUUCAUAAGAACAUGGAUUUCUGGCAGCAAGAUAAAUGGUCCGGGAGCUUCCCAGUCAAGUGGCACUUCAUUAAAGAUGUUCCAAACUCAAACUUCCGGCACAUCAUUUUAGAGAACAAUGAGAACAAACCAGUGACCAACAGCAGAGACACUCAAGAGAUAAGGUACGAGAAAGGUGUGGAGAUGCUUAAAAUUUUUAAGCACUACACAUCGAAGACGUCUUUGCUGGAUGACUUUAUGUACUAUGAGAAUCGACAGAAGCUCCUGAAACAGGAGAAAGCAAGGCGAUUACUCAAAAACUAUGAACAUCAAUUUAUUUGGCCUCGCAUAGAACCUCCUCGAAAGAUGAAUGGCAUCCUUAAGUCGCCUAUAAAGGAAGAUGCAGAACUGGAGAAGAAUAUUGAUGAAAAAAAUGAUUUAGAGAAGGUCCCUAUUUCCAAGGAUCAGGUUUUGACGGACAAAGAAGUCAAUGAAGUAAUUGUGAAAUCUUGUGAUACAUCUGCGGCAACAAAAAAUGUAGAAGGCGAAAGUGGUCUUCUAAAAUUCGGUUCACUCAGUAUCAACCAGAAGAAGGCUGGUUGUGAGCCUGCUGCUAAUCCUCGUGCUACUGGCUCUGUCCUUUCCCCUUCCUCUACCUCUGCAACAGAAACCGUUACUGCCAAACCAGUUGAUGUUGUAACUGUAGGUUCAAUGCCUGUCACAGUGAAUGGUGUUGCCAGUUCUGUUGGUUUUUUGACUGUUGGAACAAUCCCUCUUGAUGCUGGAAUACUGAAUGUGAAUGAGGCUAGUUCUGUUGCAAAUAGCGGUUCCAGGAAAGUCAAAUAGCGGCUCCAGAAAAGGACUAUUAUCAGAUGUUAUUUCCCCCAUACUAAUGCAAAAAUCUAGAUUAAUACAUAUAAAUCUUUUCCAAGUCUAUGAGGCUCAUUCUUUGAGUAUAUUUCUUGGUCCAUUUGUGAUGGUUUGUUUACUUGUUAUCGCAGAUGAAGUUCGUUGAUCAUGUGGAAGGAAGGUUGAUGUUCUAGUUUAGUGUUGUUGAUUGGUCAUAGUUAUGAAUUUCUAGUACAUUUUUAAAAGCCUUCUCUCUCGAGUACGGGAUCUUAAAUUA
Molecule: messenger RNA, 2695 nt
Organism: Daucus carota subsp. sativus
Lineage: Eukaryota; Viridiplantae; Streptophyta; Magnoliopsida; Apiales; Apiaceae
Product: YTH domain-containing protein ECT4
Exons: 8
Coding region: 259-2415 (718 amino acids)
Biological process (GO): mRNA destabilization
Cellular component (GO): cytoplasm
Molecular function (GO): mRNA binding
Source: RefSeq, a predicted model, not a curated record